AUGGCCCCUGUCCAAAUUGACUGUGACAGCCUGUCACUCAUUUUGGAGCAGAUGGAAUGGCAUUUGCAGCCUCUGGUACAGGUCCAUACAAUAUGGGGAAUGACAGACAACACAGAUGAACACCAGCGAACAUCAACCCCUUACCAAAGCCCCUAUCCAGACCAUGUCCAAAUGCUGGGAGACCCUGGGACCUGGUUCAAGCACAUUGAUCAUCAUUCCCAGAUUCCUAUAGUAUACCAGUAUGCCCACUGGACCACCCUGCCUUGGAGCAUGCUGGCCCACUUGGAAUGGUGUUUGUCCAUACAGGCCCACUUCAAGGGUCCAGCAUGCCAUGAUGGGGAGUGGUCAGACAGGAUCAUUGGUUGUAUUACAAGACAUGCAAUUGACAUAGGAGAGUCAGGCAAAGAUGUCAAUGUGGACAGGGGCUUUGGUUCUGGAACAGUGUUCUUCAGUAACAGGUCAAUUGCAAUUGAGCUAGGGGGGAUGAACACCACAUCAAGCAGCCCAGCAUGCUCCAAGGGGGAGUGGUCAGAUGGGAACAUCAGAAUGUUAUAA
Pisolithus orientalis is the source of this 555-nucleotide messenger RNA. RefSeq lists its product as uncharacterized. The transcript has 6 exons. The coding region runs from base 1 to 555 and encodes 184 amino acids. Lineage: Eukaryota; Fungi; Basidiomycota; Agaricomycetes; Boletales; Pisolithaceae. The record is from RefSeq and is a predicted model, not a curated record.